GGGAAACUUUCCAAAGUUGAGAAAUACAUUUUGUUUCACUUCAAAAAAUGUAAGCAUGGAACUUCAGCAUUUUUCAAGUCCAAAGUGAAUCACGCUAUUGGUAAAGGUAUCUCCCACUUAACACAGUGCUUGGUUUCCCAGACACAUUGGAAGAGUUUCUUCCAAUUCCUCGAUUUAUCUACGAGAGGCAGCAGCUUAUCUACAGGGUGCACAGCCUCCUGUGGGGAAGGUGUUUUUCAGCUACCCCUGUGUAGCAUUAGAUAGAUAUUCAGUAGAAGAGUCCUUGUUGGCAGAGCCUUUGAAUUUAAGCUCACCUCUGGCUUAUUGCCUUUUUAUUAAAUGAUUGCACAUGUGGUCAUGGGUACAUCCUUAAGUUUCUCUCGCAAGUACUUACACUGAAAGUGAAAAUAAAGUAUAGAUGCUGUACAACUAAGGGGACAUAAGAUAAAGGAGCAACCUUUAAACUGUAACGUAGGAGCAGGAGUUAUCUAACACUGAGGACAAGUAAGCAUAGACUAACUUGCCAAACUCACUGAAUUCUGUCCUGCUGCAGCCUAGCGAUCAUUACGAUCAUGGAGCUGGGUGUUAUCAGUGGUCAGGGGUUUUGUGGGAUGCUGGGAUCACUGAUCCUUCCACACAUCACCUGCAACAGCAAGGGUUCAGUCCCAAGCAUCAGCAUUACAUCUGCUGUGCCUGGGAAAUCAUCUAUCACCUAGUGGUUGCGUAGCACUAAUGCUGUCCCGUUGGCCCUUUGCUGUGGCUGAUUCACGUUGCUCAUUAAGCACAGAAGCCGUUUUCUAUUCCCUGACCUACAACUCUCAAAUUCCACCAAUGCUCUUUGUUAUCACCCCACAACCCAGCAAAGCUGUUUGUUAGCUGCGCUACAGGGGCAGGACUGCAAAAACACUCUUGGCCAAUGUGGCUGGAAGCACUGCAUGAUGUGCCUGCCUUAUACAGCAGUAAUCCCACAGGGAGAGGCACCCAUCUCUGUGUCACCUGAAAGUGUUCUGCGGUCCAGAGUUUCACCUUUAUCAUCCUCACACCUAAAUUUAGACCAUUUCGUCUCAAGGGUGCUCUUCUGCAACUGUGAUAUUAACCCACAGCACCAGGUUCCAAGUUGUAAUCACUGGUCCAAUUGUGUUCAUAGUGAAUGGGCCAUGAGACCCCCCCCUGCUUUCCUCCAGCUGCCUCCAGGUAACACCUCAGAGCAUUGCAGCAGGGAGAGCCUCUGCUUGCUGCUCUGAAACACAGUAACCUUUUGGGGAUGAAAAUAAAAAAAUAUGGAGCGACUGUUUGGCAGUGUGUGUUUGAAACUUGAUCUUAUUAUUUAUAAACCAGGAUUUAACCUUUUAAAAUGUUUAUUAUUAUGGCUCUUUUCUAAAGAAGGGCUGUAAGAUCGCAUUGCAACUCCCGUGGAUGCGCUUGUUCUUGGCAUUAAGGUUUACCUCUCAGCGCUUUAAUGAAAACUUGUCUACAUUUGCUACUACAAGGUGUCAUUUGCAAAGCAACCAUAACUCCAAAAUACAAACUAUUCACUUCUGGCUCGUCCUUGCAGUUAAAAUAAACAGUCGUCUGUGGCCCAUCCUCAGAGCAGGCUGUGUGUAUGGACUGGCUUCAAAUGAUGAUGUCGCUUACGCCUGCACAAUUGAUUUUAUCAGAACUGCUUUCAUGCAACUCAGAAUACCGUUAAGAGGUCUAUGAAGUGUGACUGGAAGCAACACUUGCACUGUGAAAUGAGGAUAGAAGUGAGAAGGAACGUCAGUUUGUCAUCAAACCCCAAAGUGAGAUCACAGAGACUGACAGCAAGCGGAAAAAAAGCUUUGAUUUAGAAAGGGUAAAGAAAACUCAGAAGUCACAAAGGUACAGGCUAAGGAGCCAUGUUGUUUUCAGAGCAGAAUAAGUACUUAGGAGAUAAAUGCAGGAAUUUAAUAGAAACAGUGCUACCUUAAUACUGGAAAGCACUUCUUAGAAGACACUGAACACACAGGCCUAAAAGGGGUGUGUUUUUCACUGAGCAGAUGCACAAAUAAAUAAACUAAUGGUUGUGGAGAAGAAUUUAACCAUAUGCUUUAAGAACAAAGGGGACAGACACUUUAGCAGGAACUGUUGUGAUAGCACAGAGGGAAAUGAUUUCAGGCAGAAUGAAAAGAGAUUUAGACUGGAUAUAAGUGAAAAGUUUGUUACGAUAAGGGUGGUGAGGCACUGGAAUAUGUUGCCCAGAGAGGUGGUGGGUGCCCCAUCCCUGAAGAUGUUUGCAGGACAGGCUCUGUUUUGCAAGUCUAUGAACAGUGGUAGUAGCUAACAGCACUGGCAGAUGGAGUUCCUGGAGUACAGAUGAGAUGCCCAUGGGUGAUGCUGUGCUCCUCAGCUUGAAGCACAGCUGAGGCUGGGAAGCUACUGCAGCAUCAGACGUACAUUUUACUGUAAAAGUGUUUCAUAGAAGCCUGGAACAUCAGGAUCCUGCCACAAGUUAUUGGCACUGCCACAUGCUGCAGCCCUCAGGACACAGGCUGCAUGCUUUGCUGUUUUUACUUCUAAAAGUUCUUAUUACGUGCUUGCUCUUAAUGACACUUGCAGCAGCCAGAGCUCAAGACAUGCUGAAGUUCCCUGCCGGUAAGCACUGGUUCACACAGCUUCCUUUUUCCUUAUAUUGCUGUGGGAAUAGCAGCGACAUGGGAACAGCAGAGCUGAAGGCCUUCCUGGGUGCCCAGUGUGGGCUCUCCUGGGGAAGGCACUGGGAUGAGUGGGGCUGCCAGCCCAGCACCCUGCUUCUGAGCAGGGACAGUGGAGCUGAAUGUAGCUGGGAGGUGUGGCAAGGACGUCCUGCAGUGGUUGUUUCUCAAGGGAAGCAGCUGUCAUUUCCAUCUCCAGUAUAGAUGGAUUUACUUAUUGCAGCUUUCUGUUAUCAUCACAGCUCACCUACUGAGAAUGCACUUCUUCUGAAGAUUUUAAGUGGAGCCACCACACAGGUAUACAACCCCAGCACUGCUGCAACCUGUUGUCUGUACUGGUUGCUUUGCAGCAUAUUUAAAACUGCAGAGAGGUUCCUUGUUGGUGUCCUCCACUGCCCCCAGAUGUCCCAGCAUAGCUGAUGUCAGAGCAGGACCCUGCCCCUAUGAGACCUCUCUCCAACCUCUACCUUGAUAGCAACUCCUACCACACAUUAACACCUAUUUAUCUAAAUCUCCCCUAGCCAAUCUGUUUCACAUCACUGGGUGAUAAUCCAGGUUUCCCAUUCUCAUUCUUCUGUUGACACCUCCUCCUGUCAAACACAAGUUGCAGGUCCCUUUAAACUCACUUUUACAUUUAGUUAUGCCUGCCAUAGGCCUAUCAAAUGUUAGUGGUUACUACUCAGCUGUGUCCUCUGAGAAUGACCCCAGGUUCUCUAAUGCAUCUGACAAUUAUCAUUUUCCUACAACCCCAGCAAAAUGCACUCACUUUAUUUACUACCAGGGCAUUUUGCUAGAGAUAUUCAUUGAGCAAAGUAUCUUUCUUAUCUCCUGUGAUUAAAAAUCAUGCAAAAUACACACACACUAAUCUGUUUUAGUUUUAAAUCCAUAGACCUUUACCUUCUGGAGAUUUACAUAAGGGUGGAAGAAGAAUGUUCUCAGAUGAACCUGAUUAUGGGGUUAGCUCAUUGAGACAGAUGCAGAUCAUUAGGGGGUAGGAGGGGAAAAUUGUGCAGAGAGAAUAAAAGAGCCUUUGGAAAAUGCCACAAGGAAGCCUUCCAGUCUCUUGUCCUCCUAACUGUUUCUGGCAUCUUAUUAUGCCAUCACCUAUUCCUUUUAAUAGCUUUCUUCCUUUAGAGCUCUCCCCAUCUGCAGACUUGAGACCUUGCAGCAGCCCUGUAGUUAUCCCUGGCAAAGAUGGAAAAGCCUUCCUAGGAGGGACCCCCUCACCCAGGACACGCCGCCUGCCCCCACGUUUGGCUUGGUGCUCCAUUGACUGGGACCGACUCUGCCUUCUGCAGCCCUUGGGAUCUGGAGGCUUUGGGGCUGUCUACAAGGCCACCUACCAUGGUGUGACUGUGGCUGUGAAGCAGGUGAAGAAGAGCAGCAAAAACCGUCUGGCAUCCCGACAGAGCUUCUGGGCUGAGCUGAACGUAGCCCGACUGCAGCAUGAUAAUGUGGUGCGUGUGGUGGCUGCCAGCACGUGUGCCCCUGCCAGCCAGAACAGCCUGGGCACCAUCAUCAUGGAAUAUGUUGGCAACAUCACCCUGCACCAUGUCAUCUAUGGCACUCAAGAUGCGUGGAGGCAGGGCGAGGAGGAAGAAGGAGGAUGUGGGAGGAAGGCUCUGAGCAUGGAGGAGGCUGUGUGCUACUCGUGUGACAUUGUGACUGGCUUAGCCUUCCUUCACUCGCAGGGCAUCGUGCACCUCGACCUGAAGCCUGCCAAUAUCCUCAUCACUGAGCAUGGAGUAUGCAAGAUCGGAGACUUUGGCUGCUCCCAGAGACUGGAGGAAGGCUUGUCCCAGAGCCACCAUGUUUGCCAGCAAGGGGGCACAUACACCCACCGUGCGCCUGAGCUCCUCAAGGGUGAGAGGGUCACUGCCAAAGCAGACAUCUACUCCUUUGCCAUCACACUCUGGCAGAUCAUCAUGCGGGAGCAGCCCUACCUGGGCGAGCGGCAGUACGUGCUCUAUGCUGUGGUAGCCUACAACUUGCGCCCUUCUUUGUCGGCCGCCAUCUUCCACGAGUCACCAAUGGGCCAAAGGCUUCAGAGCAUCAUCAGCUGCUGCUGGAAGGCUGACGUAGAGGAGCGCCUCAGCGCGGCCCAGCUGCUCCCCAGCCUCAGGGCCCUGAAGGGGAACCUCUAAAAGAGCUCAAGGUUACUCUCAUCUUUUUCCCCUCCACUUUUUCUUCAAAAAUAAUGACUGUGGCUUCUUUGAUAUAUUUUAUAUUUAAAAAAAAAAAAAAAAAAAGGAUGUUUUGUUAUAAGAAAAUAAAUAAAGAAAUUGAACGAAUUUGGUUUUUAAAUUACAGAGGGGAUAGAGAGGCAAGGAUCCAGGUGUUAGUGAGAAUAUAUAUAGCUUACUUUUUUUUAGUGGCUCUUUUUUAGUUAUCUCUGGUGAGCUCCAUCACUUAGAGGAAAAGCUGGGGACAAAGAAAAAUUGUUUUCAAGUACAAAAGAGUGCUGCUUCUGGAUAGCGUUUUGUAUAUAAUAUUGUCUGGUAUUUCCACAUAUGAGACAAAUGUAGUUCUUGAUUAAUCUUGAUAGAUGAACUAGGCCUGGGCAUAUGAGAUUUUCAUAUCUGAAUACGGAGUACCAGUGUUUGUAGUCAUCUAUUCUUUUCCUGUUCUCAGAUGUAAGUAUGUUGUUUCCAGAGUGAAAAAUGUAAAAUACCUUAUCUCCCUGUUGAAAGGAGGGACCUUCUUACAUUUAAUAGCUUCUGUUUGACAAGAUGAUGAACAUCCUAACAAGCUGUUCUUUUCCAAGUUUCCAGUCUUUCCGUGCUACUGGGUGUUUGUUGGAACUCGCUAGCUGGUAUAUUGUAAACUGCAGUAUCUGAAGGAUCACAAAAGCAUCUUGUGUGGAACAGAAAGUUCCUAGAUCUUGGAGAUAGAAUAGAUUU
Molecule: messenger RNA, 5572 nt
Organism: Coturnix japonica (Japanese quail)
Lineage: Eukaryota; Metazoa; Chordata; Aves; Galliformes; Phasianidae
Gene: MOS
Product: MOS proto-oncogene, serine/threonine kinase
Biological process (GO): protein phosphorylation
Molecular function (GO): ATP binding; protein serine/threonine kinase activity
Source: RefSeq, a predicted model, not a curated record